CUCCGCCUGGCUGAUUUCGUUGAGUAGAAUGCCCAAUAAUUUAUUUUAAUAGGUAAUAUUUUGAUUAUGCAUUUCUACUAAUUUGCUCGGGAACUAAACUUCAUACUUUAAAUAAUUUGCCUAAAUUUAAUUAAACACUGACUUACAUGAGUGCUUCCAACUGUGAAUUAAUUAUUAAAGAUCACACAAAUAUAAACUAUCUGCACAAAUGAAUCUAACGAACCAACAAGUUUUUGUUUUACGGUUUAAGUCGUAUAUAUCAGUUUUUGUUAAAAUAAUCAUACAGCGUCAAGAUCCGAAGACACUUAGUCCUCGUUUAAAUCUAGACUGAUCCCGGAAUCGCUGAGUUUCCGCAUAAGAUCUAGCUCCUUAGUCCCGAAAACGCUGAGUUCUCGCUUAAGACUGUGGAACCUGUUUGAUUAUUUAUACAUAACUGAUACCUCCGGACUAAACCAUACUUGGGUUUGGCACGAUCCCGGGAGCGCUGAGUUCCCGCGUAAGAUCUAGCUUCUAAGUCCCGAAAACGCAGAGUUCUCGCUUAAGACUUAGGAGCCGCCACUCAACUCCGAAGACGCAGAGUCCUCGCUUCAAGUCGAGAUAUGCUUAACCCCAAAGACCUGCAUGUGGUAUGAGUCUAAAAACCAUAAUGAAUAAAAUGUCUGUUUCAAUGUACGUAACGUGAUUCGGGGUUCUCAACUUUGGGUAUCAUUUUGAUCGUGAUAUCACUUUCUAAAACAUAGCGUAAGAAAUGAACAAUCUAAAGAAACUACCGUUUCAUAAGAAAUGAGUAUGAUAAAAUAUCAUAAUUAUAUUUACCUAAUAGGUACUUGAAGCCCAAAUGGUCAGCGAAUACGUUUUGAAAUUCUUUUAUGACAAGUAGGUAUCAAGUUAUAAACAUACUAGUUUGAUAUAAGUUAGUAUGUCUUCAAUAUAAGUACCUACUUAUAUCUAAAUAGUUUUUUUUUACAUAAAAUAUGUUUUCUAUAAAAUGCAUCUUAUUUAUUUAACUCAGAUUAUUUCAAAUAAAAUGUUACGUACUCCUUACCAUGUUUUACCAAGCCUAAUAGACCAGGAGCUAACAAUAUGAAUAUGUAUGAGAUAUAAUAUAUAUUUGAAAACACCGUCGUGGCUGUUUACCUGUGGUGUAGCGGUUAAGAUGGUGGUUUUCAUUCCUCAGGUUGUUGGUUCAAUAUAAACUUAAAGUUAUAAAUAAGUUCAUUACACACUACACUACACUACACUACAUACAUUAAACGUUCCUUUACGAAAAAAGCUUGUGACUCAGCUUAAGGUCUUAAUAUUGGCGAAAUUAUACCUAGGUAUGUUUAAUAUUAAAAACUAUUGAACUCGCGCCCGGCCUAUCAACUUUUCCACGGUUUUGCUUACGCUGCAUCACGAGGCAGCGCGGCUGCGGCCAGUUCUUGAUAUAUGAUAUUAUUGUUUGUCCAUAUUCUAUUCAUUUAUGCGAUGGUUUAGUGGUUAAUGAAUUAGGAAGUACUAGAUUCUAUUUUAAAAUAGGUUCAUAAAAUAAAAUUACUUUCUGUACUUUGGGUGUUAAUAAACUUUGUUAUUAAAGUAAAUUUAUAUACCUACCUAGAUAUACAUAUUUACAGCGAACAAAGUUGAGUUUUUUUAAGUAAGAAACCCAUUUAUUAACUACCACAUAAGUGGUAAUAAUAACGAAUCGCAUCAUGCACUAUUCGUGUUUGUGACAUGCGAGUACCUAAGAACGGAUCCUAGUAUGGUUCUAUGUAUUCUUAUCUGUUAACACUUGUAUAACCGUUCUUAGCUAUAAGCUAUAAGGUCUCAUGUUGUACCCAUAACAGUCAAUAUUAUUUAUUUUAGAAAGAAGUAUAACGACCGAAUAGCGCACUGGUUAGUAACUCUAAUUGUUAUGCUGAGGGUUCGGGGUUCGAUCCCCGGCCGGGGCAGAACACUUAAUUGCACAACUGUUAGAGUUACUAACCAGCGCGCUAUUCGGUCGUUUAUUUCUUCCUUCAUUAAAUAAUAUCAAACACAACACUUCACCUAUACAGAUGUCAAACGUAUAACACCUCUCUUUCCAAUUGUGGGUAAUGGUUGCACAAAUGCAUUUCAAUAAACGUGUUCCGGUGUUAUAUUUCAUUAUUGCAAAAUAUGUCGGUUUACCUACUCGAAAACAUCUAUUUUGCAGAGAUUGCAAUUUUCACACACUGACACACAUCUACAUUGCACAGUUCACAAUGUCAUAUGACUAACUCAAUGAAAACCUAAGUAAGCCUUAAAGUGCAGUGUUAAGGUUGAAAAUUUAAUAUUAUUAAGUAAGACUUAUUAUUUUAUAUAAUACAACCAUAAUGGUUUUUAAAUAAUUAAUUAUUUUUUGGCUGUCCUUUCUUCGCUCAGCCAUCACCGUGCCUGUCUGUGCGCUCUGUAAAACCCUUCAGUUUUUCUUCAGUCAUUCCUUAAGUGCUGUUCGUGGUUCCUGUGAAAAUCUAUCAACAUCCUGAAACAAUGUCUGACUCAGAAUACGAAAGUGUCGUCUCGCUGCCGCACACAUCCAAAAGCAAAACUGCCGUCGCGGCCCCGAACAAACGGAAGAAUAACUCAGCAGAACCCCAAAGGACUAAUAAGAAGAAGAAGACCAGUGGCACAAGCAAACUGGACAUAUUCGGGAUUUUGGAUGAAGCUGAAAACCUAGCAAGCAGAGCAGCGCCGGACAACUACCCUAUAUCGUCUAGCUUCGUGUCUCGCGUGGCCAACGGCUCCGUACGAAAGAGCUUAAUUAACGACGGUGAAUUUUAUGUUGAGCUAAAAGUGUACAACACACUUGACGCUAAAACCUCUAAGCCUGAGGAACGGUGGAAAAAAGCCCUGUUCAAUCUGAAACUGCUGACUGAGCAGGACGGCGAGCCGUGGCAGGCGCUGCAGAAGUUUGUAAGGGAAGCGCACUCCGUGUUCGGAGACUGCGAACCUGUUUACUAUAGCGAAAAAAUUCAUAUUAAGUAAAUUCAUCAACUUACU
Molecule: messenger RNA, 3000 nt
Organism: Plutella xylostella (diamondback moth)
Lineage: Eukaryota; Metazoa; Arthropoda; Insecta; Lepidoptera; Plutellidae
Source: RefSeq, a predicted model, not a curated record